This is a messenger RNA of Trichobilharzia regenti, 978 nucleotides long. The record is from the annotation of a GenBank genome assembly. Lineage: Eukaryota; Metazoa; Platyhelminthes; Trematoda; Strigeidida; Schistosomatidae.
AUGGUAGCAUUGAGUGGACUGUUGAUUAAAGGAUGUUAUGCUAUUACGCGUCUUGAACUAAUUGACUGUUUUCUAGACGCCAAGAGUAUUGGUACACUAGUCGCUAAUACUGCAGUUUCCAAGUCAUUACGUGAAUUAUGCUUAGAUUUUAACGAGAUUGGUGAAAGUGGUUGUCGUGUAAUGUGUAAUGGUUUAGCCAAAAGUCGUUUUCUUGUUCAUCUAAGUUUGUGUUUCUGUGGCCUUACAAAACAGUGCGGUUUAUGGCUUGGAAAUCUAGUCGCAGAAACUGCAAUCAGGGAACUUAUUUUAGACGGUAAUUAUCUAGAAGCUGAAGGUACAAUAGCUCUACUUAGUCGACUGUCGGAUGCUGCAGACAAAGAAGGAUUUGAACGUGCUGAAGAAAUAAGGAAAAAGCAAUUAGCUGUAGAGGAGGCUAAAAAACGAAACAGGAUCAAUUUAGACGCAUUGCCUCCAGCCGAAGGAGAACCAGAUGAAAAUACUGAGCCACCUGCCCAGCCUCCGUCUUCACCCCCAACACCAUCAAGUAAGACAAACUCGGCAAAAAGUUCUAAAAAGAAAAAGAAAAAGUCAUCUAAAUUGGGUAGACGGCUCAAAAAAGGUAAAGGUAGAUAUCAGGUACCUCCAGCUGGUCCACAAAUUUCUGUGCUUAAAUUAUCCGGGAAUAAGAUUGAUCAUAAUGGUCGAGGUGGGAAUUUCGCUCCAGUUAGGUGUAUGCAACUGUUAAAAAGUAUAAUAUCACACAGUAAAGAUUUUCAAGAAAUUGAUUUAUUCGGUAAUGAUAUUGGUGAUCUUGCAGCUAGACAAAUUUUAGAAGGUAUACUGUUUCGAAAAGAUGCUAAACUACCACAAAUCGGUGUACGUAUUGAUUAUCGUAUUAAUCAGGAUACAUUUGAUAUGGUGCAUAGAUUAGCACCUGGUCCAAAGAAGAAAAAGGGUAAAGGGAAGAAAGGUAAAUAA